Messenger RNA from Scleropages formosus (Asian bonytongue), 4392 nucleotides. It is a transcript of the gene arhgap45b, whose product is annotated as Rho GTPase activating protein 45b. The transcript has 23 exons. The record is from RefSeq and is a predicted model, not a curated record. Bases 232 to 3555 code for a protein of 1107 amino acids. Gene Ontology annotation, biological process: activation of GTPase activity; signal transduction. Gene Ontology annotation, cellular component: membrane. Lineage: Eukaryota; Metazoa; Chordata; Actinopteri; Osteoglossiformes; Osteoglossidae. Gene Ontology annotation, molecular function: GTPase activator activity.
GCACGCUGCUGUGUGUCUCUGCAUUUCUGUCCCCAGGUGCCGAGGACCCCGUGUGUGUGUGUCAGUGGGUGUGUGUCGGGUGCUUCUGAGGACUCUGCGUGCCAUGGGCUGCAGCGUCGGGGAGACCACUCGGCGGGGCUCUUCGUGCUCGCGCGGUGUCGCACAGUGGCGCGUGGACACGCAGUGCUGAGCAGCGCGAGCGGAGCGACGGCGGGAAGCGCGAGCGGCAACAUGCUGAAGCGCGGAGUGGGCGGCAAGUCGAGCUACAGCCCGUACAACACGGACCACCGGGCCAAGAAGACGGAGGGCAAAUGCCGGAGCUCGAGGCUCGACAUCCUGCCCAGCAGACCGCACGUGUGGCUCAAACAGCUUUCCGUCCUCCAGGAGCAGCCUCGCCCGGAUGCGUCCGACAGCCUCGCCGUCCCCGCCUCCGGCGGGCCGAUGCCCUCCUCCUCUUGCCCGGGGACACCGCAGGUCCAGCACAGCAGGGCGGCCGGCUGCCCAACGCCGGCAAAGCGCACUUCCACGCUGAGUCGCCAUAGCAGCGCUGCCAGCUUUCCCAUGCAGUCCUGGGUCUUCAGUAAGGGCCUGGCAAAGGGGAAUGUCAGCCAAGGGCCUGGCCAGGAGGGUGGCGAGUCGGUGGGCAUCGAGGUGGAGGACAUACCCCCGCUGCUCCGGGACGUGGCGCACUUUGCGGAGGCAGUGGACAAGCUGAAGGAUGUGGUGCUGGGCGAAGAGAAGGUGGAGAACCAGCAGGCCCUAGGCCACGAGUGCCUGGGCGAGGUGCUCCGUGUCCUGAGGCAGGUCAUCGGCACGUACCCCCUCCUUAACACGGUGGAGACCCUCACCGCAGCAGGCAUGCUCAUCUCCAAGGUCAAAGGGUUCCAGUAUAACAAGAGCAAUGAGGGUGAGAGGAAAGACUUUGAGAAAUCCAUUGAGGCGAUUGCAGUGGCCUUUAGCUGUAGUGUGUCAGAGCUUCUGAUGGGAGAGGUGGACAGCAGUACCCUCCUGUCCCUACUGCCCUCUGAGAAGAGCAGGUCCAUGGAGAACCUGCAUGGCGCCGGGCUGGGCCAGGGACGGGACACGACCUUGAGGAAGGGGGACCUGCCACACGGGGUUGUGAACGCCGAAGAGGUGGACAUCAUCCUACAGCGCAGCGAGGGGGGAGUGGACUCCGCGCUCACCUACGCCAAGUCUGUCUCCAAAUACAUGAAGGAUGUGAUUGGCUACAUAGAAAAAAGGAUUGCAGUAGAGAUGGAGUUUGCCAGAUCUCUGCAGAAGCUCUAUCAGUCUUGUAAACCAGGGUUUGAACAGCCACACAUGCCCUUCCUGUCAAUCUACACCAUGGCUUUAGAGCAGGACUUGGAGCAGAGCACGGGGGUGCUGCAGUCCACCAGCACCCUGCAUAGUCAGGCCAUCCUGCAGCCGUUGAUGCAGCGCAAGCUGGAGCACGAGAAGAAGCGCAAAGAGAUCAAGGAGCAGUGGCAGAGGGCCAGGAGGAAGCUGGCGGAGGCUGAAACAAACCUGCGUAAAGCCAAGCAAGCCUACAUGGCACGCUGCGAGGAGUACGACAAGGCCAGGAUGGCAGCCAGCCGAGCAGAGGAUGACGGAGGAAGCUCUGGCGCCAAGUCACUGGACAAAAAGAGGCGCAAUGAGGAGGAGGCCCGCAAUAAGGCCGAGGAGGCAGAAGCUACAUACCGCACCUGCAUCGCCGAUGCCACCACACAGCACCAGGAGCUGGAAGACACCAAGGUCACCGUACUGCGGCAGAUCCAGGAGCUUGUCAAGCAGAGUGAUUGUACCCUUCGAUCGGCUACCGUCUCUUACUGCCAAGUGAUGCACAUGCAGACGGUCGCACUGCCCGUGCACUACCAAUCCCUGUGUGAGAGCAGCAAGCUCUAUGACCUGGGCCAACAGUACGCCACCUAUGUCAAAGACCUCCCAGUGGUGGAGGAGCCUGAGGUCCAUUAUGAAUUUGAGCCCUACACUGCAUCUCCCACCCAACUGACUCCCAAGCUCUUCAACGACGCCUUAAAUACAGAGCAGCAGAACAAUGCUGAAGCAGUACCCAGCCCUCAGGGUGUGGGCAGCAGAGAUGACAUUUCCAGUUCCAAGGGUAAACAGAGGCACGGGCGAGGCCAUCAGUCACACAAAUCAUGGCCCACAGUGGUGGGUGAUGCAGACAGUGUGUGUGAAACCAGCAGUCCAGGAUCCCCCACUACCAGCACAGGAGACAGAGAGAAAAUGGCCAGGACCCUCUCCAGCGGGACCAUGUCCUCCACCGAGGACCUGGAUGAAAAAGACGGCAGCAUCAUGUGCUUUGAUCAAAGUCUGAAUGGAAUUGAGCCUGAAGCGACGGUGCCCACAGGGCCAUUCCGCAAUGUGGGACUGUCCAGGGCUGCGCAGACACACCGACUGCGCAAACUGCGCACGCCGGCCAAGUGCCGCGAAUGCGACAGCUACGUCUACUUCCAGGGGGCGGAGUGUGAGGAGUGUUUCCUGGCUUGUCAUAAGAAGUGUCUGGAGACGCUGGCCAUUCAGUGUGGACACAAAAAGCUGCAGGGCCGCCUCCAGCUCUUUGGUAGAGACUUCUCCGUGGCGCCAUGCAGCAGCACAGAGGGGAUCCCCUUUAUCAUCAAAAAGUGCAUCAUGGAGAUCGAAAAGAGGGCCCUGAAGAUGAAGGGCAUUUACAGGGUGAAUGGAGUGAAGACCCGGGUGGAGAAACUAUGCCAGGCCUUUGAGAACGGUAAGGAGUUGGUGGAGCUCUCACAGGCGUCGCCACACGACAUCAGCAACGUGCUCAAGCUCUAUCUCAGACAGCUGCCUGAGCCGAUCAUGCCCUUCCGGCUUUACAGCAGCCUCAUGGGCUUGGCCAAGGAGAGCAUCCAUGGGGAUGUAUCUGAAGGAGGAGAGGCUCUGUCUCGGGGCCCCAUACUAGAAGACCUGGGCCCCGAGACAGAGCCUCUAGUCUUGGUGCUGGUGGACAAGCUGGGAGAGCUGGUGAAGGAUCUACCACCAGCUAACGUGGCCACUCUGGGCUAUAUUGUACAGCACCUGCGCAGGGUGGCAGAGAUGGAGCAACACAACAAGAUGAGCCCCAGUAACCUGGGGAUCGUGUUCGGCCCCACUCUGAUGCGACCCCGGCCCAGUGGGGCCACCGUGUCGCUCUCCUCCCUGGUGGACUAUCCGCAUCAGGCCCGCAUUGUGGAGGCCUUCGUCGUCUUCUACGACAGCAUUUUCCCCGCCCGCUGCAGCCCCUCUCAGCAGGCUUCCUCUCCUCAGGGACACAGUCAGGAGUGCGCUGCCAGAGGAGUUAAAGAGAGCACGAGCGCUGCAGCUGGCCCAGAGGCGACCGUCUCCGGCAACUCUUUAAGCUCCUCCCUCGAGCAGUCUUUGGACUCUGAUUCUGAGCUGGAACAAGUGGCAGAUGGAAGCCAGCAUACGGCUAGUGGAGAAGAGGACCAGGAGAGUCCCACCGCAGGAGGAGACCCCUUGGACCCGUGCGCUCAGGAACAGAUGCUCUCCCAUGUUGUACAGGACAGCAGUGGACUUUAAGGGAAAGGUGACGCGGAGCAGAACUCCUUUGGUGAAGAGCCGAGGCCUUCGCUCAGGUCACUUGACCACGUUUGUACAGAGGACCUUGCUCGCUAGCAGCUCUUAGUCUGCUCAUAUUUCAGUCAGUACACCUGCUAGAGCAUUGGAAAAUGAAACUGUCAUGCCAGUUUUGCAUCUCCAAGUUUAAAACUUCUUUUUAAACAUUAUGAGUUAAAAGCUCUCAGUGCCUUGGGAGUUAAGCCUUUACAAAUGGAAAUAAACAGGAAGUCAACCGAACUGAUGUGUAAUCAUUUUAAGUUCAGACCAGUCUUAGAAACAAAGAUGCAAGACUAUAAAAUACUUUCCUUAUGCAUUUUCCUCUGUGCUGCCAAAAAAAAAAAAAUUAGCACAUCUUUCAUCCUCCACUAUAUAUCGAAGGACUGUCUAAAAUCACAGACUGUAUGGAGCCAGUUUUCCUCAUUACAGGUGGUAGCAGCCUGUGCCAUUUUACAGUUAACAUUUCCUGUUCAAGUGCUGCACUUAGCAGCAGAAAUAAGUUCCCAACUCUCUCCAUAUCCUUCACUAACUGCUGCUACAGACCUUUCAUUCUUAGGCAUGUAACAGAAACCCUAAAGGGAUUCUUUUAAAGCCAGCAAAUGUACUUUCACAGCUAAUGCCACAUUAACCACAUUACAGGAGGACAAACAGGCACCAGUGAUUCAGCGUCACCUUGCCUUGACAUUCAACAGCACCAUGAGUGCAGGGCAGUGCUUCUAUGUAGUUGAACCCACAUUAUUUCCACACUGCUGCAAAUGUGCUUUUUCUGCAAUGUGUCUACUUCGGUUAUUUUUCCCCCAC